This is a messenger RNA of Phacochoerus africanus (Common warthog), 2998 nucleotides long. RefSeq names its product frizzled class receptor 10 (gene FZD10). NCBI's taxonomy places the organism in Eukaryota, Metazoa, Chordata, Mammalia, Artiodactyla, Suidae. Bases 478 to 2223 code for a protein of 581 amino acids. Gene Ontology annotation, cellular component: plasma membrane. Gene Ontology annotation, molecular function: Wnt receptor activity; Wnt-protein binding. The transcript has a single exon. Gene Ontology annotation, biological process: non-canonical Wnt signaling pathway; canonical Wnt signaling pathway. The record is from RefSeq and is a predicted model, not a curated record.
CUUCUCAGCCUGGGACCAGACCUCGGAACAGCUGCGGGCUUGGCCCGGCAGAGGCCGGCGCGGGGAGGGCGGAGCCGCUGCGAGCCGCGGGCCCCCGUGCGCCCGCGCCUCCCGCCGUCUCUGGUCGCGCCGCCGCGCGCUCCCACGAGAGGCCAAAGUUUGCGGCGGCGGCCCUGAGUUGCAGCCCGCGCCGGGCCGCGCGCCGAGGGCUCCGGGGCUCCGCUCGCUUCCCGGUAUUGUUCGCAAACUUUGCUCCUCUCCUCCGCGGCUCCACCUCGGCGGAGGCCGCGCGCGGAGAGCGGGGCCGGGGGCGGCGGUGGGGGGUGGGGGGGCGCUGUGCGCACCGCUCGGGCUGGGCUGGGCGGGCAUGGGCGGGGGCCCGAGCGGGGACGAGGAGCCAGGGCCAGCAGCCGGAGCCCUGGAGCGGCGGCGCUGAGGGCAGCGGACCUCCCCGCGGGGGGCACCUCCGACGCCACCAUGCAGCGCCCGAGCCCCCGUCUGUGGCUGGUCCUGCAGGUGAUGGGCUCGUGCGCCGCCAUCAGCUCCAUGGACAUGGAGCGUCCGGGCGACGGCAAGUGCCAGCCCAUCGAGAUCCCGAUGUGCAAGGACAUUGGCUACAACAUGACCCGCAUGCCCAACCUGAUGGGCCACGAGAACCAGCGCGAGGCCGCCAUCCAGCUGCACGAGUUCGCGCCGCUGGUGGAGUACGGCUGCCACGGCCACCUCCGCUUCUUUCUGUGCUCCUUGUACGCGCCCAUGUGCACCGAGCAAGUCUCCACCCCCAUCCCCGCCUGCCGAGUCAUGUGCGAGCAGGCCCGGCUCAAGUGCUCCCCGAUCAUGGAGCAGUUCAACUUCAAGUGGCCCGACUCCCUGGACUGCAGCAAACUCCCCAACAAGAACGACCCCAAUUACCUGUGUAUGGAGGCGCCCAAUAACGGCUCGGACGAGCCCGCGCGGGGCUCGGGCAUGUUCCCUCCGCUCUUCCGGCCGCAGCGGCCCCACAGCGCGCAGGAGCACCAGCUGAAGGAUGGGGGGCCGGGACGCGCCGGCUGCGACAACCCUGGCAAGUUCCACCACGUGGAGAAGAGUGCGUCGUGCGCGCCGCUCUGCACGCCGGGCGUGGACGUGUACUGGAGUCGCGACGACAAGCACUUCGCGGUGGUCUGGCUGGCCGUCUGGUCCGUGCUCUGCUUCUUCUCCAGCGCUUUCACCGUGCUCACCUUCCUCAUCGACCCGGCGCGCUUCAGGUACCCCGAGCGCCCCAUCAUCUUCCUCUCCAUGUGCUACUGCGUCUACUCGGUGGGCUACAUCAUCCGCCUCUUUGCCGGCGCCGAGAGCAUCGCCUGCGACCGGGACAUCGGGCAGCUCUACGUCAUUCAGGAGGGCCUGGAGAGCACGGGCUGCACUCUGGUCUUUCUGGUCCUCUACUACUUCGGAAUGGCCAGCUCCCUGUGGUGGGUGAUUCUCACUCUCACCUGGUUCCUGGCUGCGGGCAAGAAGUGGGGCCACGAGGCCAUCGAGGCCAACAGCAGCUACUUCCACCUGGCCGCCUGGGCCAUCCCGGCGGUAAAGACCAUCCUGAUCCUGGUGAUGCGCAGGGUGGCGGGGGACGAGCUGACCGGUGUCUGUUACGUGGGCAGCAUGGACAUCAACGCCCUCACCGGCUUCGUCCUGAUCCCGCUGGCCUGUUACCUCAUCAUCGGCACCUCCUUUAUUCUCUCGGGCUUUGUGGCUCUUUUCCACAUCCGGAGGGUGAUGAAAACGGGUGGGGAAAACACGGACAAACUCGAGAAGCUCAUGGUGAGGAUCGGGGUCUUUUCUGUGCUCUACACGGUGCCAGCCACCUGUGUGAUUGCCUGCUACUUUUACGAACGCCUCAACGUGGAGUAUUGGAAAAUCCUGGCCACGCAGCACAAAUGCCAAAUGAACAACCAGACUAAAAACCUGGACUGUCUGAUGGCCGCCUCCAUCCCCGCGGUGGAAAUCUUCAUGGUGAAGAUUUUCAUGCUGCUGGUGGUGGGUAUCACCAGCGGCAUGUGGAUCUGGACCUCCAAGACUCUGCAGUCCUGGCAGAAUGUUUGCAGCCGCAGGUUCAAGAAAAAGAGCCGGCGAAAACCGGCCAGCGUGAUCACUAGCAGUGGAAUUUACAAAAAAGCCCAGCAUCCCCAAAAAACCCAUCUGGGGAAAUAUGAAAUCCCCGCCCAGCCUCCCACCUGUGUGUGAACUCUGGCUUAAAGCCGGGAGGCCAGAGCAGAACACUUUCCCAGAGAGGAUAUAGUGGCAAGUCAGAGUCAAAACAUGGUGCUUUUCCUCCAUUGGUUGGUUGGUUGGUUGCUUGGUUUUUUAAGUAAAAGUUAAAAAAAAUAAUGAUAAUAAAAAAGUUUUUACCCAGAAAUUCAGGAUGCUGUGAUAACACUGCAAAUCAAAAUGUACUUCAGGGUUUUUGUUUUGUUCUGUAUGCAGUGAAGGCGAGCUCCCUUCCCCAGUUAAAUAGCCUCUUGUAUAACUAAUUUGUGGUAAAGUCGUUGAUUCGGUCCCCACCUCCCCCUCCCAAAAGAACUUUUGUUUAGAACCUUCCAUAAAUAUAUGUCUGUGUAUUUGAGUUGGCUCUGCUAUCCAUUUACACAUCAGAGCAGAGAUAACUUCUUUGCAAAUUACAGAGCCUCUGCUGAGUUGCAAAGAGGGAGGGAGAGCGAGCGAGCAAGAGAGAGAGAGAGAGAGAGACCCCCUCUUCGGCAGGCAAGCCAGCCCAGGGGCCCACCCUGAGGAAGGCAGCCUGUAAGACUGCCACUUCUGUGCAAACAGGAAGAAAAAGAAAAGCUUGACAACUCAGCGCCACUUCAGUGGAUUUGGAGGCCCUUAAAAUAGACUCCAGGCUCUAGCCUUCACAAAUGGUCUUUCUCCAAGGUAGGAACUUCCACCCAAGCCUAAUCUUGGUCAAGGCAAACGCAGUGCAAUACAUUUUUUCCCCCUCUCUCCAUGAAAAAAAAAAAAGGGG